AUGGGUGAUGUGCAGAAGGGGCUGCUCUCUGUCAUCCAGAAGCUGAAGGGAUCCCCGGAGCAGGAGCUCCGCAUCGUCCUGCUGGGGCUGGAUAACGCGGGCAAGACGACGCUGCUGAAGCGCCUGGCGUCCGAGGAGGUCAGCACCAUCACCCCCACACAGGGAUUCAACAUCAAGAGCGUCCAGUCCCACGGUUUGAAGCUGAAUGUUUGGGAUAUCGGGGGGCAGCGCUCCAUCCGCCCGUACUGGAAGAAGUACCUGGGCAGCACAGACCUGCUGAUUUAUGUCAUUGACAGUGCCGACCAGAAGCGUUUCGAGGAGACAGGGCAGGAGCUGGCAGAGCUCACGGAGGACGAGUCCCUCACGGGGGUCCCGCUGCUGGUGUUUGCCAACAAGCAGGACCUGGUGACUGCAGCACCCGCGGCUGAAAUUGCAGAAGGGCUGAGCCUGCACACCUACCGGGACCGGGAGUGGCAGAUCCAGGCCUGCUCGGCCCUGUCUGGGGAAGGGGUGCAGGAUGGGAUGAACUGGAUUUCCAGCCACAUCAUGAACAGGAAGAAGUGAGAGUUGCAAAGUGCCAGACGGGACUGAGCUGCAGGUCCCUACGCCACGGCCAACCCCCCUGGUCCCUCGGCUCCCCCCGAGCCUCGGCUGGGCCCUGAGCCUCAGACUGCCAUGUUCGGAUGAUUUUCCCACCCACUCUUCCACUAAUCAAUCAGCUUCCUCUCCCUGCCUCCUGGGCUUCCACGGGCUCCUCACACCCCCGACUCCCCUGCAGCCCCCGUGCUGUUGGAGGGAAGCACGUGUCCCACCGUGCUGAGGGCUUGCACACCUCCAGCAUGAGAACCUGCCCUGGACUUGUCCAUCCACACUGCUGUCACACCCUGCAGGGGCUGCUGUGACCCCAGGCACCCCGGGCACCCCGACACGGCGCUGGCUACACCGCCAGGCACCGAGCGCUGUGUCCCCCUGU
Messenger RNA from Pyrgilauda ruficollis (rufous-necked snowfinch), 973 nucleotides. RefSeq names its product ADP-ribosylation factor-like protein 3. Gene Ontology annotation, molecular function: GTP binding; GTPase activity. Gene Ontology annotation, biological process: cilium assembly. Bases 1 to 564 code for a protein of 187 amino acids. The record is from RefSeq and is a predicted model, not a curated record. Gene Ontology annotation, cellular component: microtubule cytoskeleton; cytoplasm. The transcript has 6 exons. Lineage: Eukaryota; Metazoa; Chordata; Aves; Passeriformes; Passeridae.